Talaromyces marneffei is the source of this 1686-nucleotide messenger RNA. RefSeq lists its product as uncharacterized. The transcript has 2 exons. NCBI's taxonomy places the organism in Eukaryota, Fungi, Ascomycota, Eurotiomycetes, Eurotiales, Trichocomaceae. Gene Ontology annotation, molecular function: protein binding. The coding region runs from base 1 to 1686 and encodes 561 amino acids. The record is from RefSeq and is a predicted model, not a curated record.
AUGUCAAAGCGAUGCCGGAGCGAUGAUACAAUAACUCCCUCGCCCAAGCGUCAACGGACAAUAGGCGACGAACGAGGAGGACAAGACUAUAUAUCGAAACUCAGUGAUGAAAUACUGCUUCAAAUUCUGUCAUCUGUGUCUAUAGACACUCUUGUUAAAUGUCAAAGGGUCUCGAAGCGAUUCCAUGCACUUGCCGGCGAUUCGGAACUAUGGAAACGACGAUACUUUGCGCAAUGGGUGUUACCUCGAGCCCGCGCUGUCCCGCAAUCGAGACAUUUGAAAUCAUCAUCCACCGGGACGGCUUAUUCACCGCGAGUGUCGAAAUGGCUCGGUCAUGGCCACCUUGCGACGGAGGACAGUACCUCCAUUCACUGGAAAACGCAGUAUCGACUUCGCCACAACUGGUCUAGAGGGACUUGUCGACUCGAUGAACUAGAGGUAUCGCGCCCGCCGUUGCCUCAAAUACUGAUCAAGCUGUACUCGGGUGUCGUCAUUACUGCGGACAAGGAGCAUGGGUUACGGGCUUGGUCUACCAAACGGCCAAAGAAACAGUUAACGGGGCUGCCAUUUCCGAAAGAGGAUGCUACACCAACUGCUCUUUACGUGGCCAAGGGUUCUCCUGCUUCGUGUAUCGAGGUGACUGUUGGUUUUGAUGACGGCCAUUUCAGCGUCUACAAUCUAGACGUGACUCGCGGGGAAUUCAGGAUACGUUUUUCGCAGACAUCUACAAGCGAUGCCACCACCAUCACUGCUAUAGCAUCUGCUCCUCCAUACCUCCUCACGAUAUCAGAUCAUAAAUUAUUUAAUCUCUAUAAGAUACCGCCUCAUAUCACUCAACAUGAAGAAUCAUCGUCACCGGAUCAGCUCCGUUUACUGGCGUCGUUGGAAUCCAACAAUACGUUUGCGCCAAUGUCACUCUCACUCAGAUGCUCGGCUGCCGAAGUCAUAGCCUCAAUAGCAUACAGCUUCUUUCAUAUCAGUAACGGCUGGACCAUUGGAAUACAGGAGCUGCGAUUCAACAAGGACGGUGAACACAUUACUUCCCGUCUAGCCACCACGGUUGCAGUGCAGCCAAAAGCGGAUGAACAUGAAAAUAAUGACCCCUCGAUAGAAAGCAACAACGAACCCAACAAUCACAGCCGUGGAUUUACAAGUCUCUCCUCGACUACUUCCAUACAGCACAAGGAGGCUCCGACAUCUCUAUCAUACUCUCAUCCUUUUCUUCUUACGUCUCACAGCGACAACACUUUGACGAUGUAUCUUGUCUUUUCGUCGGCGGACAAACUCGUUAUCCGAGAUAGUCGGCGUCUCUGGGGUCAUACGUCGUCGGUGUCAAAUGUGCAAGUGGGCGACCGAGGGAAAGCAGUAUCCGUCAGUCCUCGGGGAAACGAGAUUCGAAUAUGGGAGCUGGAAAGCGCAGUAUCGUCUUUGUCGUCGCCGCUCAGCUCUCGCAGGCGGAGUAUAAGGGGCGAGUCGAGCGUUCAGAUCAAUUAUGAAAAGUCUAAUACUCCAAGUUUUUCACUCAGUACGACUUCCGGGGCCCGGGAUUGGAGUCAGCAUGUUUCCUAUCAGAGAGAUCUGGACGUUCUUUCUGACGGUUGGGUCGGAUUUGACGAGGAGCAGGUUGUUGUGCUGCGUCAACGAGGGUUGCGAGCACAAUUUUUGGAAUGUUACGAUUUUACGUAG